GGUUUUCUUCCUACCUUGCAUCUCUUCUCCCAGACCGAAAGGGGAAGGCAAAGGAGACGGAGCAGAACGAAAGGGGAUGGAGGGGGCAGGAAAAGCUCAUCCGGAUUGCAUCAACGCCUCUAAUCCCUACCACGAGUGUGUCGAGUACUGCUUCAAGCGAAUAGCCGAAGCCAAAUCUCACGCCGAUGAGGGGGAGAAUGAGGAUAGCUCGAAGGAGCCGGAAGAGAGAACUGUUCAUCCGGAUUGCGUUAACGCGUCCAAUCCCUACCAUGAGUGCAGCGAGUACUGCUUUAAAAGGAUUUCUGAGGCGAAGGAUCAAAUUGAGAGGAAUGAAUCAGACAUACAAGAGGAUGACAUUACUUCAUCCUUCAAUGGUGCUAACCAGAAUGAUAGUGGUGAUGCUCAUCAUGUCCAGAAUGAUCCUGAAUCUGGAAAUCCUAAUCUCACUGAGAAGCAGAAAAAACUGUUCGAGAUGAGGCUUAAGAUGAAUGAAGCAAGGAAGGCCAAUCAGAUGGCAAUGGUAGCUGAGAAAAAGAAAAUGGAAGCUCCAUCAGAGGCAAGGGGCAUUUCGAAGCAAAAAUGGCUCGAGGAAAGGAAGAAAAAGAUUGGAAAGCUGCUUGAUUCAAAUGGCUUGGAUAUGUCUAAGGCCUACAUGCUUGAUACACAAGAGAUGGCUGAAGCUAAGUAUAAGAAGUGGGAAAAGGAUCCUUCACCAUAUGGUUGGGAUGUUUUUAACCAGAAAACACUCUACAAUGCUCACAAAAAGCGGGUAAAGAACAUUGAGUGUGAUAUGGAGGCAUAUAACGAAGCAAAGGAAGCUGAUCCAGAGUUCUAUCGUGAGGCUUCUAGUCUUCAGUAUGGCAAGGCAACCAAAAUCCCUGAGGAAAACAUUGACCGAAUGGUAAAGGAACUUCAGGACAGGGAAGCAAAGCGCAAGUCAUUUAGCAGGAGGCGGAAGUUCCACGAAGAGAAGGACAUUGAUUCAAUCAAUGAUAGAAACGAGCACUUCAAUAAGAAGAUCGAGAGAGCCUUUGGAAAAUACACUCUGGAGAUCAAGAACAACUUGGAAAGAGGAACUGCUUUGCCUGAUUAGUCUAGCUCUUUCAUGACCUUGUAACAUAUGCUUUGAUCUUACAACAACACGAUUGGUACGUAUCACCUGAGAGUGAAAUCUAAGUCAGGAAUGUUGAGGGUGAUUUGGUUCUUGGUCUGCUUGUGAUUGAGCAAAGACUCACUUGGAUGUUUGAUCUUACAAAUCAGAGCAGCAUGUUUAUGGAAUAAUUUGUGCCGGUAGAAUAGCAUCAGGGGAGUGUUAUGUUUGGAUCAAAUUGAUAUCAACUCCAUAAAACAUAAAAAAAUUGUGUACAAUACAUUCUUUGGAAUGGUACAUUUAUAUUCUAGGGCUCUUGCAGAA
Molecule: messenger RNA, 1414 nt
Organism: Musa acuminata subsp. malaccensis (wild Malaysian banana)
Lineage: Eukaryota; Viridiplantae; Streptophyta; Magnoliopsida; Zingiberales; Musaceae
Cellular component (GO): catalytic step 2 spliceosome; post-mRNA release spliceosomal complex; Prp19 complex
Source: RefSeq, a predicted model, not a curated record